AUGGCCAAAAGGGCACUAAGUGCUUCAAAGAAACUGAAGAGACAGUCAGUUAUUGGAGAAUGGGAGUUAACUAAAGCUCGUAGAAGAGAUGAGGAAUUGCUUGCUUCUCAAGAAAGAGCACUACACGCUGGUGUUGAAGCUGGUGUGAGAGAACUUCUUGAUGGGAAGACUCACGCGGAGCUUGUACAACUGCAGUUUGACAUCGAAUCGCAGCUGCGCUCUGGAGCAGCCAAAGUGGUAGAGUAUAGGGAAGCGGUUCUUAAACGCCUCAAUAGAUAUAAAGCAAAGGCUUGCUUGAAGAAAUAAACGCUGAGAUACUUCAACUUUAAACGACUUCGGUACAGGCGAUAAGGUGAUUGGA
This is a messenger RNA of Arabidopsis thaliana (thale cress), 361 nucleotides long. Its product is annotated as mid region of cactin. NCBI's taxonomy places the organism in Eukaryota, Viridiplantae, Streptophyta, Magnoliopsida, Brassicales, Brassicaceae. Bases 1 to 306 code for a protein of 101 amino acids. The transcript is spliced from 2 exons. The record is from RefSeq and is marked reviewed.